Micropterus dolomieu (smallmouth bass) is the source of this 2139-nucleotide messenger RNA. RefSeq names its product sodium channel, voltage-gated, type I, beta a (gene scn1ba). The record is from RefSeq and is a predicted model, not a curated record. Gene Ontology annotation, molecular function: sodium channel regulator activity. Gene Ontology annotation, cellular component: voltage-gated sodium channel complex. The coding region runs from base 839 to 1507 and encodes 222 amino acids. NCBI's taxonomy places the organism in Eukaryota, Metazoa, Chordata, Actinopteri, Centrarchiformes, Centrarchidae. The transcript has 6 exons. Gene Ontology annotation, biological process: sodium ion transport; regulation of heart rate by cardiac conduction; cardiac muscle cell action potential involved in contraction.
UUUGCCCAGGUCAGAUCUGUAGUCCUGCAUGUGGGAAAGGUCAGCGAGUGCAGCUCCUGUCACAGGCACACUUGCACUAUAACUCCAUUGCACAACUCUUUUACAAGCUGCAUUUCCCAUUUUCAGCACAGAUUCCAUCGGACACCUCAUCGUUUCCUAUCAGAUCAGCUAAUCAGUCUUCCAGUAGAUUUUAUGUUAUGUUAUUCACUGACAGUGCGAUUUAUCUGUAUCAGGAUACUGGAAAUAUUUGGUGCACACAGUCUCAUUGUGGAGCUAAACAGGCUUGAGUGCCACAGAGUAUAAAUAGUUGAACAAAGACCCUUUUAGAGUAACAAGAGGCCGAAACCUGAAACCCGGAAUGAUUCCUCCCUCUGGUCACUCUGUACGCUCACACGCUGAGAAGCUAGAGAGACUCUCCAGCAAAAUAGAGUGAGUUGGGUCCAGUGAGGGUGAAGAAACAAGUCAGCAGAGCACACGCCUUCCACACUGCAGCCGUCAGGUGCUCAAGAAGACCAGAUCCACAAAAAUGCCCACCCAACCCUCCGUCCAGCCAUUGUAUUAGCUGGAGAAAAAAGAAGAGGAGGAGUAGAGGACAUCCGGUUGGACCACACCCCAGAGUCCCCCAGGAAAUAGUCACCUCCCAGACUUUUAAGUAGGACAUCAGGACAUCUUUGGCAUUUUAGUGCUCUGAGGUUUUCAUCACCAAGCUGGAAUAUCUGCUGUAGAUCUGUCUUGUGUCUCCCAUUCUGAAGUGUGUGUGUGUGUGUGUGUGUGUGUGUGAGCACGGUGUGUUUUGACGCAGCUGAGAGCUGCUGCAAGUCUUCUUUCUCCUGUCAGGAUGUCUGCAGCACAAGACCUGCUGCUGCUACCUCUGGCCCUCCUGGCGCUUCAAGCGUCUCUUUGCCAUGGGGCCUGCGUGGAGGUGGAUUCAAACACAGAGGCCGUGGCCAACGAAGGCUUUAAAUUGGGCUGCAUCUCCUGUAAGAUGAGGGGCGAGGUCAAGGCCGAGGCCUCCGUCGACUGGUACUUCAAGGCUUCAGAUGAGUCUAACUUCUCCCAUUUAUAUACUUAUAAAGACCAGAUGCCUGUAAUCCAUGACUCACGUUUUGAGGAGCGUCUGGACUGGAAUGGCAGCAAGAAUACCAAGGACCUACAGGACGGCUCCAUCUACAUCCUCAAUGUGACCUUCAAUGACACAGGAACCUACCAGUGCAUAUUCAGCCGCACCCUCGAGUAUCCCAACUACGAGUUUCAAACUGAAACCAGGAAGCUUAUUGUCAUUAACGUGGUGCCACAACUCACCAGGGGAAUGGCAUCCAUCUUGUCUGAGGUGAUGAUGUAUGUCUCCAUCAUCGGGCUGCAGCUCUGGCUGGUGGUUGAGAUGAUUUACUGCUAUAGGAAGAUUGCAGCUGCAGGAGAGGAAGCUCUGAGAGAGAGCGCGGCUGAGUAUUUAGCUAUAGCGUCAGAAAGUAAAGAUAAUUGUGCAGGUGUACAAGUGGCAGAAUAGCACCGGUUGAGAAAGAAAUCAGGAAGACUUCCUUGAGGAUUCUCACAUCCACUUUCACGCCCUCACCUCCCACCAUCCUCUCCACAUGAUGGAAAAAUAGAACCACAGAGAGGAGAAAGCUCUUCAUAGAAAGGUUUUUUAAGUGACUUUCUGGAAAAGGUUGGAAAGGACUGGGCUAUAUCCCGUUCUGAAAUACAGGAUGGAGACAUCUGGGGGUGGCCCAACUGGACAGAGGGGGAAAGAGAGAGUAGUACUGUAUAUAGGUCAAUAAGUAUGAACAGAAAAUCUUUUAACACAUGUAGAGUAUAUUAUGAGACUACAUUGUAUAACCACUAUCUGCAUGCUUUUGAGCUUUUCAAAACAACCGACACCAUGCUUCUGAUGUUCUGUCACAGUUUUGUUUUUAAAAUCAUUAAUCAGUUUUGUCAUAUUCCAUUACACUGUGUUUGACUGGUUAUAUAAAGCCGUCUUUUAACAAAUCAUAACUGUUUUUAAUCAAAACAUUCUGAGAACAAAAAAUACUUUUACUUUCUGGCAGUGAGAGUAAUUACACACACACACACACACACACACACACUUGACUCGUGCUCAUGAUAUAUGCUGUCAGAUGAGCUUGUGUUCAGAAAUAGUUA